GGGAAGUACAAAGACAGUCUGAGAGCGCCCCCGAAAAGCUCGUCGCGGCGCUGAGGGUAAUGGCGUCCCUCUCCCCGCCGCGACGAUUAUGGAGCCGACGAGAGAACGCUGCAAGAAUUUCCAGUACUGCGAAAAUGUCCUUAGUUGGUUACCGAAGACAGGCUCGACCUUUUCGGGAAUGGCGAGGCGGUGGUGGUGGGUGUGCUCGUAGUGUAGGUGGUGGUGGUGGUGGUGGUGUACGUUGUGUUGGUUUCUCCCUUUGUUGUUCUCUUCUCUCUCCCUCUCGUUAUUGAUUCGUUCCAAGCUCUGCAUUUAAUUCCAGUCAAUUCUUUUUCAUGCUUUUUUCAAUAUUCCAGCCGCCUUUUCCUCCACCAACUCGUAUGGAAACUCAGUAAGAAAAAAAAAAAGAAAAAGAAAAAAGCAAGUAACAAGGCAGUAUAAAUAAAUAAAAAGUUUCGCCUACAAUACCGAGACUCGCCCGCCACGGAAUCCCAUUUUCUCCGCUUGUUCUCCUUUUUCUUUCAAGUGAGGCAGGGCACGCACUAACGAGUCCUUGCUUUUUCCACUCCGCGCAGGAUCACGAAGCGUCUCCUGAAAUAAUCGGAUGUAAUUACCUCAUGGCCAGCAAAGCUCCGCCAGUUGUCGGAAGAAGCGCCGCUUUGACAUCGUGAGGUUCAUCUGUUUGAAGUUGCGCAGUCGCAAGAAUUUGAAUUGAAGAAGGGAACGCCUGCUUAUUUAGAGCUACAACAGACUUUACUCUUGCUAUGAAGGACUUCCACACAAAGUUCACCAGGAGAAGGACCCUUCGGGCCAUCAGCGAAAGGCAGCGAGUGACCCUGGACGUCAUCCAGAGGAAAGCCUUCAGGUUGUUGAGAAAUGAGCCAAGAAUCUUCAGGGAGACCGCAUCAAACAGUAUGCUCAACGCUAAGACCUAUACAUAUCUAGUGCCUGGGUUCCUGCCCUGUCCAUCGUCAUCCAUUAGCGACGGCGUUAAGGCCGGCCUCAUCUCAGCCUCAUGUCGCAGCAAGCAUCCUUCAUCUCCUUACAUCAACAUUAUCUCAACACCGACCGGACAAGACAUUCGCUGACUUAGGCCUCGUCCUGAUCCUCGCCCUCACCGCCAGGUCCUUUCCUUCCUCAAUGACAAACUCGCGUGCACAACAACAUCUUCUUUCACCCGCCUGAUGGUAACAAUGUGUAUGUAUGUGUAUGCAUGUAAUUAACGUUAAUUUAUAUCUUUUUGUGUGUGAUUAUGUAUAUCUUUGAAAACGAUCAUUCACAUCAAAGCGUGAUUGCUCUCUGUGUGACAAUGGCUCAACUCAAGCAAGUCUGCACGAGCUGCGGCUCAACACACUUUGCUACAAAAUGCAAAUGUUACAGUAAUUCUUGUAUUAAUAUUAUAAAGCAAUAAACUUUACUUACUUAGCUACACACACACACACACACACACACACACACACACACACACA
Molecule: messenger RNA, 1469 nt
Organism: Scylla paramamosain (green mud crab)
Lineage: Eukaryota; Metazoa; Arthropoda; Malacostraca; Decapoda; Portunidae
Exons: 5
Coding region: 765-1088 (107 amino acids)
Source: RefSeq, a predicted model, not a curated record